CUCCGCAGGCAGGAGUCUCUCGCUGUGGGGAGUGUAGUGGAGGAGAGGCGAGGACACGCUUGUGCUCAUCAAAACACUUUUACCUGUUUUCUGCGGGAUUAAAGUAGCACCUGAAGCAGCGAGCUCCUCCACAGCAAUGCGCCGGAGCCCUCAGUGAAACCCGUCUCGGCGACCCGUGUGAAGAGGCUUUACGCUGGCCAGAUCGAAGCACUCGGCGGAUCUGGAUAGACUGACGGCCUGCCGCCGGAGAGCAUGACGACGGACGUGGUGAUCGUGAAGGAGGGAUGGCUCCACAAGCGAGGAGAGUACAUAAAGACGUGGAGGCCGCGGUAUUUCUUGCUGAAGAGUGACGGUACGUUUAUCGGCUAUAAGGAGCGUCCGCAGGACGUGGAUCAGCUGGAGACGCCGUUAAACAACUUCUCCGUGGCACAGUGUCAGCUGAUGAAGACGGAGCGGCCCAAACCCAACACAUUCAUCAUACGCUGCCUGCAGUGGACCACUGUCAUUGAGCGCACCUUCCAUGUGGAGAGGCCUGAGGAGCGGGAGGAAUGGACCAAAGCCAUCCAGACCGUGUCCGACAGUCUGCAGAAACAAGAGGAGGAGAUGAUGGACGCGUCUCCAGAACACAUGGACAUGGAGAUGUUUCUGACCAAACCUCGGCUCAAAGUGACGAUGCACGACUUCGAAUACCUCAAACUGCUGGGAAAAGGCACUUUUGGGAAGGUGAUUCUGGUGAAGGAAAAAGCAACGGGAAAAUAUUACGCCAUGAAAAUCCUCAAGAAAGAAGUGAUUGUAGCCAAAGAUGAAGUGGCUCACACACUCGCAGAGAACCGUGUGCUGCAGAACUCCAAACACCCCUUCCUCACGGCUCUGAAGUACUCUUUCCAAACCCACGACCGCUUGUGUUUCGUCAUGGAGUACGCAAACGGAGGAGAGCUUUUCUUCCACUUGUCUCGGGAUCGGGUUUUCUCGGAGGAUCGCGCGCGUUUCUACGGAGCAGAGAUCGUGUCUGCGCUCGACUACCUGCAUUCAGAGAGAAACGUGGUCUACAGGGACCUGAAGCUGGAAAACCUGAUGCUGGAUAAAGACGGUCACAUAAAGAUCACUGACUUUGGCUUGUGUAAGGAGGGAAUCACAGACGGAGCCACCAUGAAGACCUUCUGUGGGACUCCAGAGUAUCUGGCUCCUGAGGUGCUGGAGGAUAAUGACUACGGUCGUGCGGUGGACUGGUGGGGUUUGGGUGUGGUGAUGUAUGAGAUGAUGUGCGGUCGUGUAUGGUGUGUCCCUCAGCUGGUUCCUCCGUUCAAACCGCAGUCGACCUCAGAGACAGACACCAGAUAUUUCGACGAGGAGUUCACAGGACAGACCAUCACCAUCACACCGCCGGGACAAGGUGACAGUGUGGAGUCGUUCGACAGCGAGAGGAGGCCACACUUCCCGCAGUUCUCCUACUCGGCCAGCGGAACGGCAUAAACCCACACAGCCGCUCUGAGACCCAGCACUGCACCGGUUUACCACGUUUACCACGUUUACUGCGUCUGGAUCUGUGAUGUUCAUCCGUUCCACGUUGCUUCUGUGGCCUUUGAUUUCAUGUUUUCUGAGGAUAUGUGAGGGAACACUAACAUCUCCACUCAAACUGCCAAAUUAAUACAGAACUGAUUGUGUAGCACUUCUUUAAUCUGGAAACUAACGGCUUGCCAAGUAUUACUGUAUUUACAUUCAAAAACACCUGACCAAUUGAAACGUACCGCAGAAUAGCAGCUUUUAUAUGAAUAUCUAGAAUGUCAUUCUGCUACGUUUGUAAUUAUACACGAUUUUCCUCGGCCGUCUCGACCCCCGAAGUAUUUUCAGACUAAAUUUCACUUGCAUCUGUGAUCAUUUGCAUCGAAUGUGCAAUAUAGUAGAAAUGUAGAUAAAUUAUUUUUUGUAAUGAUUAAAAUGACUGAAUUCCACUUAACACACCAAAUUAACUUAUUAAAACCCCCACCAAUAUAGUAAAGGAGUGAAAGCUGUCUAGAACAUUUCUGAAUCAUAUUUCAAUCAAAAAGAACAAUAAGCAAUUAUAUUUUGCUUUAAGAAAAUAAAGCCUGUUUUUAGGACCAAAAACGAUGGAAUUUAAGUGAUGAGAAUCAGAUGAGAAGAAUGAUAGGAACAAAUCAAAUGUAUGCAUGAGAAUGAGAAUUUAAAGAUUAUGAAAUGAUAGAAUUUAGAGUUUAAAUGCGUCACUAAUCCUAAUUUAUGAUAUGAUGCAAUUUUAUCAAAUUGAGUCAUUACAGUUUCUUUUAGUGAAAACAGUGGCUUUUUUUUUUUUGCAUGUUACCUUUCCAUUUUUGGCAUUGAAUAAAUUAUUUUGGGUUUCAUAACUAUUUUGCCAUUUAAAUACGGCAUAAAAAUAUGGAAGCAUGUUUCCGCCAUGGGAUAAAAAAAAAGGUUAUUGCAACUUUUUAUCUCAUAUAUCUUUACGUCUUAAUUCUGACUCUCUUUCUCACAAUUCUGACUUUUAUUCUCGUAAUUUUGAGGGGGGGGGGGUCUGAAUUUAAGAUAUAAACU
Messenger RNA from Sinocyclocheilus grahami, 2550 nucleotides. RefSeq names its product RAC-alpha serine/threonine-protein kinase-like. The transcript has 13 exons. The record is from RefSeq and is a predicted model, not a curated record. Gene Ontology annotation, biological process: protein phosphorylation. Lineage: Eukaryota; Metazoa; Chordata; Actinopteri; Cypriniformes; Cyprinidae. Gene Ontology annotation, molecular function: protein serine/threonine kinase activity; ATP binding. Bases 253 to 1473 code for a protein of 406 amino acids.